AUGGAGAAAGAUCAGUCUUCCUCCCCUGCAACUGUCUUCAGUUUCCGCAGUUUCUGUUGCAUUUUAGUCAUUGUCUCUUCAGUCUCUUCCAUUUCAUUCUUCUACUGGUCUCAGUACUACUACUCAACUAGAUCGUCAUUUUCAUUACCGUUAUAUGAUCAGAACACACCCAUUAAUCUCCUCACUUACACAUCAGCUUGGAACCAUCUUACCUUCUCGUCUGACCCUCCUAAAAAGCUUCUCAAGAUCGCUCUUUUCGUCAAGAAAUGGCCUCAAAGAAACCUCGCCGGAGGUCUUGAACGUCACGCGUUAACUCUCCACCUAGCACUGGCUAAACGAGGUCAUGAGCUUCACAUUUUCACCACCACCACCACAAAUGACACAAAUACUACUACAUUUCCUAAUAUGAACUUCCAUCUCUCACGGCCAACGUCAGGUGGAUAUCUUGAUCAAGCUCUGGUUUGGAACCAAUUUCAGAUUCAGAACUCAACUGGGAAACCAUUUGAUGUGGUUCACACCGAAAGUGUUGGGCUUAUGCAUACCCGGGCAAAAAAUGUAAAAAACCUUGCUGUCUCCUGGCAUGGGAUUGCCUAUGAAACCAUACAUUCCGAUAUCAUCCAAGAAAUGGUCCGGUCACCGGAGGAACAAAGGUCACAUACACUAACUGAAAGAUCAAUUAAAGUUGCGGAUGAGGUGAAAUUCUUCCCAAGGUACUCCCACCAUGUUGCAACCAGUGAUCACUGCGGAGAUGUUUUGAGGAGGAUUUAUAUGAUCCCGGACGGACGGGUUCACGUGAUACUGAACGGAGUAGACGAACAAGUCUUCAAACCAAAUCCGGCAGAAGGUAAAGCUUUCAGACACAAGGUUGGAAUUCCUGAAUCAGAAACAGCAUUGGUGUUGGGGAUGGCAGGAAGGUUAGUAAAAGAUAAAGGGCAUCCAAUUAUGUUUGAAGCACUUUCACAGAUUUUCGCCGAGCAAGAUGAUGCAUUUCGCAAAAGGGUGCAUGUCAUUGUUGCUGGAGACGGACCUUGGGGUGCCAGAUAUAGAGAACUUGGUUCUAAUUUACUGGUUUUGGGGCCACUGAAACAAUCUGAAUUGGCAAGUUUCUACAACGCAAUAGAUGUUUUUGUUAAUCCUACUCUCAGAGCACAAGGACUAGAUCAUACAUUGUUAGAAGCAACAAUGUCCGGUAAGCCAGUGAUGGCUACCAGAUUUGCCAGCAUAACUGGUUCAGUGAUAGUCGGUCCGGAGAUGGGUUACACAUUUUCACCGACAGUAAGUUCAUUGAAGGAUGCCCUUCUCAAUGUUAUAGGAGAUGGCAGGAAAACUUUAGAGAAGAAAGGUCAAAUGGCAAGACAGCGAGCACUGAAGCUGUUCACAGCUACUAAAAUGGCAACUGCCUACGAAAGGCUAUUCCUAUGUAUCUCCAAUAGUACCUCUAAUGAAGAUGGUGAUUACUGUAAGUAUAUACCACCACCACAUUUUUCUGGCUAACUAAACUUAAUUACCGGUUCGCGAUAAUUACAUAAAUUUUUCAAUGCAAUUCUGCAGCAUUUCUAUAACCAAUAUGAGAAUUAUCAAAAAAACUGAGUCUUAGACUAAGAAGAAAAAAAAUCUAGUCCCAGCUUCAAAAACCAUAAGAAGCACAAUCCUCCAACAUGAAGAGACGCGACAUUCCAAGAUAAAAAUGCAUCAUACCUGAGUUGAGUUGAACACUGCAGAGCCCUCAGUCUAGUUGCAAAGAGGUGUCGGCAACAUAGUUAACACAAAUGCCUUGAUGAAUUCCGGAGCACGAUUUGGAUUAUUAUAAACCCUAUCCAAUUCGGAUCUUUCGCUACUCAUACUGUAUUUACAUACAUAAUAUGUCGUAGUACGAGUGUAGCUUUCCAAGGUCACGACACUUUGAGUUGUAGGAUUAUAAGCUAAAGGCCGAAAAGUACAGUCAGGAUGAUUGAGAUGCCGUGUGCAGUGGAAACCGCGAAUCCAUGUAUCAUCAUCCGGUAAUAUCCAAACACUCAACUGAUUUUUAUGACCGUGGAUACAAGCAAUAGACCCAUUGAAUUCUGCAAAACAUUUUUCACCACCUUGUUCAACUUCCUCUGGCAACUCAAUCACCUUAGAUUGGCGAUUACAACUGUCAUUAGUACCUAC
Molecule: messenger RNA, 2151 nt
Organism: Papaver somniferum (opium poppy)
Lineage: Eukaryota; Viridiplantae; Streptophyta; Magnoliopsida; Ranunculales; Papaveraceae
Exons: 1
Coding region: 1-1494 (497 amino acids)
Source: RefSeq, a predicted model, not a curated record